AGUUUGAGUCAUCAGUCAGACAGACAGAUAUGGUCUCUCUGCCACACAAAGGUAAGGACAAAAAGAUCAUGGCAAAAACAGAGUUCAGAGCUGGAGAUUGUGUCUCUCUAUCAUGUGAUGGGGCUCCGAGAGACUGUUCCAGUAUUACCUGGCUGUUCAGUUACAAGAAUGGUACGACUGAUACAUUGUUUGAAGGAGGGAAGUUUAAGUCUGAAGGCAAGAAAGGAAGACUACAUGUUACAAAGGAGUGUUCUCUGGAGGUAAAGCUUCUCAGAAAGAGAGAAGAUGUAGGUCUUUACAUCUGCAGAUCCUUUCCAUCAGCAGAUGUACAGCAUGAUCAUGCAACGCAUCAACUAGAGCUAAUGACAAGCACAAACAGAUCAACCACAACCACAGUGAAAGUAGCAAACACAACUUGCACAAGCACAUCCAAACCAACAACUCCAGCAGUGAAAGGAGCAGCCAGCAGCAGCCCAGCAGCAAGGCCCUCAACAUCAACACCAACCACACACACACUGAACGCUCCUACAGCGGGGGUCCUGCUGCGGGUCCUGGUGCUGCUGGGCUUCUCCGUCCUGACCCUGGUGGUUCUGCUCCGCCUCAUUGGCUGGUGGAGAACCAGAGAUGUGGCAACCCGUCUUGGUAACAGGGCGGCAACUGACGAGUGCAUUGGUCUGAACUCUGCCAGCGACGCCCCGCCAGCCAGAGAACGCCUCGGCCCAGGGGCCAGUGACCAGCAGCAGCACACUGUGGAGAUGGACCUGGACUGGGCUCCCAGGGGCCCCUCUGUGGUCCAGCGUGGUGGGCAGAGGGCCGUAGGCUCAGCACAGGACCAAGAGGAUCCUGGUGAACUUAGCGAUGCGGCUACCUAUGAAAACCUGAGGGCCCCUCCCAGAUGUGCUGGGGACACUGCGGACACGGGCGUCCAUUUUGUCACCGUCCACCAACCGUCAAAAUGAUAAACGACUGGACAACACGUGAUGAAGCAGGGGGAAUAGGGUCGGAGCUAUAGCUUAUUGUUGUUGUAUUCAGAUGCAUUAUAACCGACUGAACAAACUUUGUUUCCCUUGGUCCUUAAACAAGCAUUUAGGCCUAAAUAACAAGCAGUAGGUCUACACUCGGUAGUCCUUAACACCGGUUGGGCUGUACAUACAUGACAUGACAUUUAUACUCAACGAAAAGAAUGAAAUUAAUACAAAAUCCAUGAAGCAAUAAUUGCUGAAUGCGUCUUCUCAUAAAUGUAAAUGAUGGGAACAUGUUUUUCAAAUGAGUUGAUAGGUUGUCCUAGACAGGACGCCAGAGAACAAACAGAAUCUAUGAAAAAUAAUCAACGGACCAAUGAACACAAAAGUUUGUAGCCAACCUUAUUGGUCAGGUUAAUUAUAUAAUAAUACGACUAUUUUAAAGCUCUUGCAUUUAUUUUUUUUCUUGUUCUACCAAACACCAAAUUCUGUCAUGCUUUUGAUAUAUAGGCUACAAAUGUAACUGAGAUGUACUUUCAACUGUGCAAUAAAAAUAUUCUGAUUUCUCCA
This is a messenger RNA of Gadus morhua (Atlantic cod), 1532 nucleotides long. RefSeq lists its product as uncharacterized. NCBI's taxonomy places the organism in Eukaryota, Metazoa, Chordata, Actinopteri, Gadiformes, Gadidae. The transcript has 11 exons. The record is from RefSeq and is a predicted model, not a curated record. The coding region runs from base 30 to 959 and encodes 309 amino acids.